This is a messenger RNA of Gloeophyllum trabeum ATCC 11539, 1683 nucleotides long. Its product is annotated as GMC oxidoreductase. The record is from RefSeq and is a predicted model, not a curated record. The coding region runs from base 1 to 1683 and encodes 560 amino acids. Lineage: Eukaryota; Fungi; Basidiomycota; Agaricomycetes; Gloeophyllales; Gloeophyllaceae. The transcript has 4 exons. Gene Ontology annotation, molecular function: flavin adenine dinucleotide binding; oxidoreductase activity, acting on CH-OH group of donors.
AUGUCAGUCUUCGAUGUGUGGUCUACAUUUGUCUCACAUGUCGUAGGAGGUACUGCUGGAUGCGUCCUGGCGUCUCGCUUGUCAGAGGAUGGCAGCUCGACCGUACUUCUCAUUGAGCGUGGCGGAGUGGAUGACGCAUGGGAUUCACGGGUUCCAUUACUGUCCAGCAAUCACUUUCGAAAAGGCUGUGGCAGCGUGAGGUGGCCCUCAGAACCGUUAGCAGAAGCAAACAAUAGCUCCCUGACAAUACUGGAAGCAGAAGUCUUGGGCGGAAAGUCUCGUAUAAAUGGAAUGGUGUAUACUCGCGGUUCGCCCGCCGAUUACAACCGCUGGGAAGAGCUUGGAAAUGUUGGCUGGGCAUACGACGAUGUCGAGCCGUACUUCAUCAAGUCUGAAACCUCUCUAAUGCAUGCAAAGGCGCCAUAUCGAGGACAUACUGGUAGAUCUCGCGAUGCGGCUGUGAAAUUGGGCUUGCCUAUCAUCGACGAUGUCAAUUCACCGACCGCUCCUCCUGUCGGUGUCAGCACAAUGGAUAUAGUGUUGGAUCGCCAGAUGCAUCGCGAAUCCACGUAUCGGACAUUUCUGCCCCUAUCGUUGGCGUUGGCGCGCAAGUCCUCCUUGAAAAUCUGUACUCAUGCGACCGUUACCCGUGUCAACAUCUCAGACUGCGCUGGUGACGGGCUCGUAGCGAAAGGCGUAUACUUUGAGUCGAUGAAGGAAGCUGCCCCACGUGAGACAUUCUAUGCGUCAGCUCGGAAGGAAGUUGUUUUGUGCUGUGGGGCACUUGUGUCCCCUCAGAUACUUAUGCUGAGCGGUAUCGGACCGAAGGUUCACCUGGAAGAACACGAUAUCUCAGUAGUCAAGGACCUGCCGGGUGUUGGCAGCCGCUUGCAAGACCACCUGGGCGUUCCUGUAAUGUAUCAGGUCCCGCCGGCAGAUUCUGUUCAUGGCCUGGAACUGAAUCCUCUGCGUGCUAUAAUCGAGUUUCUCAAAUAUGUACUCUUCGGCGCCGGGCUCUUUACAGCGUCUUUCCUACAGCUGACUGUCUUCGCCAAGUCUUCAUUUUUGAACAGUAACACGGAAGCCGUGGCGCAUACAGCGCCACAGCUCAACCCGAAUGUUCCCGACAACAGGCCUGAUAUCGAAGUGAUGCCUGUCGCCUCAAACUGCUCAGACGAGGUGAUACCAAACACCGCAAUAUUUUCUUUCUUAACGUCACUUCUACGCCCUCAGUCGGUGGGCUCAGUCAGGCUGUCCUCGAAUGACCCAUACAGCCACCCUCGUGUUCAACUUGGCUACCUCACUAAUCCUGCCGAUUACGAGCCGAUGCGUAAAGCCUUGAAGCUUGCGUUGCGCCUGGCGGACCAUAUGCGAGCGGCUGGUUACCCCCUCAAGAACUUGAAAGUUCCCGCAAGUGAAAACGAGGCGGACCUGGAUAACCAUGUGCGCUGGAACUUGCGCACCUGUUACCAUUUCUGCGGAACUUGUGCUAUGGGCCCCCACCAGGACUCCGUCCGACCAGGCGUGGUCGACGCGGAGUUGCGAGUGCAUGGCGUGGGUGGACUCCGAGUAUGUGACGCGUCUGUCUUUCCGGAGAUUAUCGCCACGCAUACCAUGGCUCCGGUGGUGAUGGUGGCAGAGAAGUGUGCUGAGCUCCUUAAGGCAGUCGGAAGUGUGGCGUGA